Molecule: messenger RNA, 465 nt
Organism: Didymodactylos carnosus
Lineage: Eukaryota; Metazoa; Rotifera; Eurotatoria; Philodinida; Philodinidae
Source: the annotation of a GenBank genome assembly
AUGCUAGCGCUAACAUAUCCCAAUUUUAUUUGUCGCACAUUGUCAUGGAAUUCAACUCCAAUUAUUGUUGCCGGUGGUAACGGUAUGGGUACGGAUCAAACUCAACUUCAAAUUGUUUUUGAUAUCGGCAUUGAUAUUAAUCAAAACUUAUAUGUUGCCGAUUUUCAAAACAGUCGCGUACUUCGAUGGCCAAUUGGAUCAACGUAUGGAACUUCCUUGACUGCAGGUGCACUAACUCCAUCAGCGUUAUUCGUUACACCAAAUGGAUACAUAUACAUAGGUUUUCUAGACUGCGUAAAAAAAUGGCUACUAGAUAGGCCAUUUACUACUGAAGGUGUCCUUGUCGCUGGCGGAUAUGGUAAUCAACAUGGUCCUGGCACGGCAUUGGAGAAGGUUGGCGAAUGGAAGGGUCUAUUUGUUGACAUUGAAGGUGAUGUUUAUGUAUCCGAUUACUAUAAACCAUAG